Molecule: messenger RNA, 2904 nt
Organism: Haliotis rubra (blacklip abalone)
Lineage: Eukaryota; Metazoa; Mollusca; Gastropoda; Lepetellida; Haliotidae
Product: sperm flagellar protein 1-like
Exons: 6
Coding region: 188-994 (268 amino acids)
Biological process (GO): regulation of cytoskeleton organization
Cellular component (GO): axoneme
Molecular function (GO): microtubule binding
Source: RefSeq, a predicted model, not a curated record
UUGGAGGUUAUAGUGCCGCGAAUACUUCUAUCGAUUAGUACUAUCGUUACCAGACGACGGGCACGCUGUGAGCAGAAAUGACAGUGGUUGUUAACAAUGUAGAACAGUUUUAUCGUAUGAUUGUUCUAAACACACCGCUUGAUUUCCGUGGCACGGAUAUUCUGGGAAAUGAAAGCGCCGUUUAGAUAUGACGGAAUAUAUUUUAGCCAAAAAAAGUUUGAAUGGAGUUACCCGAAUGGAAAUGGACGAUUAUUUUGCCGAUUCCGAGAUUGAGAACCUUUACAGUUGGCUGGACAGGAUAGAAUUUUCCCGACCGAAGAAAAAUGUUGGGAAGGAUUUUUCCGAUGGAGUGCUGGUCGCGGAGGUGGUGCACCAUUACUUCCCCAGACUGGUGCAGCUGCACAACUAUGCACCGGCCAGCGCACCCAAACAGAAGAUGGAGAACUGGUACUACCUCAACAGGCGUGUGUUAAAGAAGCUUGACCUUGAUCUCUCCGAUGACAUCAUCAGAUCACUCUCCUACUGCAAGUCUAAAGUGGCGGAGAAAGUACUGAUGAUGCUUCGUCUCCAGAUAGACAGAGCUCUGGAAAAAUCUGUCACUUUCUCAAAACGAUUUCCAAAUAACAACUUGUCACAGUCCAUGGAUAAUAUGGAGUUUUUAGUCAGCCCACGGCUACUGCCCCUGAGCUCAAAUGGCUCUCAACAAGGAAAGUCCAACUUGUCUCCGAGGCGCCGGAUUCCACACACCAGGAGGGAAUCUUACACCUCCAACAAGCCUCUGAUUGCUCCAAUAAUGGACAAUGUACCUCGGGCAUUGGUGGAGGAGAAACAGCAGGAAGCAGCUGCAAAGGAGGAAACAAUUCAGAUUAUGAAUGCAAAGAUACGUCGAUUGGAGCACUUACUAAGUUUAAAAGAUGUGAGAAUUGAAGAUUUAGAAACACGUCUUAGUAAUCUACAACAAUCACAGUUGACUCAACACACUGGAAGACUGUAGUCAUGACGACCCCCAGGAUCCAUCUACCCAGGGCACCUGUGACAUCGGCGGGGAGUGUGUGCAGGAGACUAUGGGUGGUUGACACUCUGUGUGGGGAGGUGCUCUGCAGAGGGAACACUGAUCAGUAACAGAGAAAUGAUAUUUGAAGGAUAAAUUGAACUGGAAGUGAAAAUAUUUACACGUUGUUUACAGAACAGUUUACUGUUUGUUUCAAUGGAUAAAUGUGUUUACUUAUGAACUGUGGACUGUUUGCUACGCAACAUUCAUGAGCUGCCUUUAAUACAUGUUGUUAUUCUAAUGUAUUUUGUAGUUUUUGUUCAGAUUUAUGGUAUUUGAAGUUGAAUUGAUCAUAUAAUCAGGGUAUUGAGAUGUGAGAUACAGUGGAUGGACUCUGUCAUCUGUGUAGACUACAGGCUACAGUAUGACACAAGGCUGCAUGAUUCUUUUCUUCACAGUGCGCCUUGGAUUUCACCAUGCUACGAUCACUAGCUAAUCACCAUACAAAUCAAUAAGGCUUUCUUAAAAGAAUUUACUCAAAUACUUUAUGCCUGUAAUGAAAUUUUUGACCACUUUAUUAAACAUGUUUGAAUACCUUGCUGUUAAUCUCAUCAAGCAUGAACUGCUUACUUGUUCUGCAUGCACCAACAUAUUAUGACAGACAUUAUUUGUAAAUUCAAAUCAUGGAAGGAGUAUUGAAGUGCUUGAGCAAUGUCACUUUUUUAAGUUUGAAUUUUCACCAUCAUGGAUUAGUUAUUGUGUUAUUGAGCAAAACAAAUCAAAGUAUAUCAUGAGUAGAUUUUGCAUUAUCUUAGUUCUAAGAUCAGUUUACCAGCAUUAGUUACUGUUGUUUGUUUAUACUGAGUGGAAUAUUUGUUAAUGUGUAAAAUUUGAUGUUUCAUUUGCCCUUUCCUUUAUCGAGUUCCCGAUAGUUUGUUAUGUUCAGUUUAAUGUUAAUUGUUGUUAGUACAACAAAGACAUACAAGUUGAUAGGAAGAUUUCAGAUGUAGUGCUUUUGAUUCAUCAUUGUGCUUUUUAUUAAACAGGAUUAUUAAAUAAUGAAUGUAUUUGCCAAGCUUGAUACCGUAAAUCAAACAAGAAAUAGUGGUUAGUUGUUAUUUACUGAUUAUUGAGGUAGAUAAAGUAUGAAUAGCUAGAUAUGUUUCUAUCAGUCUGUAUUGACAGUCACAAACAUAUGUGAUAUAUACAUUAAUUAGGUCUAAGUGUAGUAUAGGUAAAACACGAUUAUCAUCCACAUUCACUCUGAGCCCACCGACCUACUUGUUUGUGAUUUGCAUUUGUUGGACUCAAUUUCAAGGAAAAUGUUUGCCAAAAUUGUCAGUUACCUCAACUUGUUCUUUCUUAAAACCCAUGUUUUAUGUCAUAAUAGGGGUCUUUGUGAUCAGGGUCCAUUUUCACAAAGCAUUAUUAGUGCAACGACUAUCUUAAGGCCAUGUUAUUGGGUAUGAGCUACAAUCAUCGUAGUGCUAAGAUCGCUCUGUGUGAGUAGACGCAGGUUGAUAGCAUAUGCUCAUAAUAUCAAUGACUUGAAUCUCUGAUUUACAGCCUGUUAUAAUUUAGUUGGAAUAUCUGCUGAGUCUGCAUUAAAUAAAAUAUUAAAAUAUAAAUCGACUAGAUACUCACUUUUUAAAGGAAGAUUUGGAUGAUAAUCUGACAGUUGAUCUAUAUUGGCCUUACAUAACAACUUACCAACAUGUUUUACAUAAACUCAAGUUUGAUGAGAUUGUGCCAUAUUGUCAAACCUUCAGAUCUGACUGUCUGUACCGUGCUACAGAGCUGAAUGUUGUUUUAGCAGCGUUGUGAUACUAUGUACCCAUGUCUGUGAUAUCCUGUACCCAUGUUGUACUCAUUGAUAGCAAUGACUUUCUGUACAAAUAAACAUUUAUAUUUUA